GCCGCGCCGGAGGAGGGCUUCCUCGGCCGGGCCGGGGGAGGUUCACAGUGGAGUUGGGGCCGGGGAGGAAGAAGGAGCGCUGCCGGAAGCGGUGGAGUGGUGGCGGCGCUGGAGCCCGCGGAGCACCGCGGGCAGCAUGUAGCUGGGUGACAGCCGCCGGAGCGCGCCGCCGACGGCCGUCUGCCUCGCCCCCGGUGCGACAGCCGCUGAGGGGGCCGGUGCGACGGGUCGGGAGCCUCUCUGGGCAGGCGGAGGGGGCGGCAGCCGCGCCUCGCUUGUCCUCUUCCACACUUUCGCCUCUGCCCUCAGCGCCGUCUCUCGGCGCGGCCCGCCCUCAGCCGCCCGCCGGGGCCGCCGCAGCGGCUGCUGCCAUGGGGCUGCCCACGCUGGAGUUCAGCGACUCCUACUUGGACAGCCCAGAUUUCAGGGAGCGCCUGAAGUGUCACGAGAUUGAGCUGGAGAGGACGAACAAGUUCAUCAAGGAGCUGAUUAAGGACGGCAGCCUUCUCAUCGGAGCCUUGCGGAAUUUAUCCAUGGCAGUGCAAAAAUUUUCACAGUCUUUGCAAGAUUUCCAGUUUGAAUGCAUUGGAGAUGCUGAAACUGAUGAUGAAAUUAAUAUUGCCCAGUCACUAAAAGAGUUUGCUCGGCUCUUGAUUGCUGUUGAGGAGGAGAGGAGACGACUGAUCCAGAAUGCUAAUGAUGUGCUAAUAGCACCGCUGGAGAAGUUUCGUAAAGAGCAAAUAGGAGCAGCAAAAGAUGGCAAGAAGAAGUUUGACAAGGAAAGUGAGAAAUAUUAUUCCAUCCUAGACAAGCACUUAAAUUUAUCAGCAAAGAAGAAAGAAUCUCAUUUGCAAGACGCAGAUACACAAAUUGACAGAGAACAUCAAAACUUUUAUGAAGCAUCGUUAGAAUACGUUUUUAAAAUUCAAGAAGUGCAAGAGAAAAAGAAAUUUGAAUUUGUAGAACCUCUCCUGGCCUUUCUUCAAGGAUUAUUUACGUUUUAUCAUGAAGGAUAUGAACUGGCACAGGAGUUUGCACCAUACAAACAACAACUGCAGUUCAAUUUACAGAACACACGGAAUAACUUUGAAAGCACUAGGCAGGAAGUGGAGAGACUCAUGCAAAGAAUGAAAUCAGCCAACCAGGAUUACAGACCACCGAGUCAAUGGACAAUGGAAGGCUAUCUCUAUGUGCAAGAGAAACGACCUCUUGGAUUUACAUGGAUAAAACAUUACUGCACUUACGAUAAAGGAACAAAAACAUUUACAAUGAGUAUAGCUGAAACAAAAUCUGGUGGAAAAGUGAAUGGCCUUGUCACAAGCUCACCUGAAAUAUUCAAGCUGAAAUCUUGCAUCAGGAGAAAGACAGAUUCAAUUGACAAACGGUUCUGCUUUGAUAUUGAAGUAUUUGAGAGACCUGGAAUCAUCACACUGCAAGCUUUUUCAGAAUCCAACAGAAAACUUUGGCUGGAAGCCAUGGAUGGAAAGGAACCAAUCUACACAUUGCCAGCCAUUAUUAGCAAGAAGGAAGAAAUGUUCUUAAACGAAGCAGGUUUCAACUUCGUGAGGAAAUGUAUUCAUGCUGUAGAAACAAGAGGUAUUACAAUCCUGGGGCUCUACAGAAUAGGUGGUGUAAACUCCAAGGUACAAAAGCUGAUGAAUACCAUAUUUUCCCCUAAAUCUCCUCCUGAUAUGGAUAUUGAUAUGGAACUUUGGGACAAUAAAACAAUAACAAGUGGACUAAAAAACUACCUCAGGUGUCUUUCAGAACCACUGAUGACUUUCAAGCUGCACAAAGAUUUCAUUGUUGCAGUUAAGUCAGAUGAUCAGAACUACCGAGUUGAGGCAGUGCAUGCACUUGUGCAUAAGUUACCAGAGAAGAACAGAGAGAUGCUGGACAUCCUUAUCAAGCACUUGGUCAAGGUAUCAUUACACAGUCAGCAAAAUCUAAUGACUGUAUCCAACCUUGGUGUUAUCUUUGGACCAACUCUGAUGAGAGCACAAGAAGAAACCGUGGCUGCUAUGAUGAACAUUAAGUUUCAGAAUAUCGUCGUUGAAAUUCUGAUAGAGCAUUAUGAAAAGAUAUUUCACACUGCACCAGACCCCAAUAUUCCUCUUCCCCAACCUCAGUCCCGAUCAAGUUCAAGAAGGACGAGGGCGAUUUGUCUCUCCACAGGUUCACGUAAACCCAAAGGAAGAUACACACCCUGUCUAGCAGAUCCUGACAGUGACUCGUACAGCAGUAGCCCAGACAGCACACCCAUGGGCAGCAUUGAAUCUCUUUCUUCUCACUCUUCUGAGCAAAACAGCACCACCAAAUGCACACCCUCACAGCCCAGGGAGAAAUCGGGAGGGAUUCCAUGGAUCGCCUCUCCCCCUUCUUCCAAUGGCCAAAAGAGUUCAGGCCUCUGGACUACAAGCCCAGAGUCCUCUUCAAAGGAGGAUGCAACCAAAACAGAUGUGGAGUCAGACUGCCAAAGUAUAGCUUCAGUCACUGGACCAGAGAGUGCCUCUCCACCAGCAGACCUGACCAAAAAGAGUUCUUACAGUCUGUCUGCACUGAAAAGGUCUUCAGCAUCUUCCCUUAGGUCAAUUCCAUCAGCUGAAGGUAACAAAAGCUGCAGUGGAUCUGUACAGAGCUUAUCUUCAACAGAUACCAAAGAUACACCAAAGGUUUCUCCAAACCCUGAUUUGCCUCCCAAAAUGUGCAGGAGGUUAAGAUUAGAUACUGCAUCAAGUAACGGUUAUCAAAGACCAGGAUCAGUAGUGGCUGCACGGGCUCAGUUGUUUGAAAGUGCUGGUUCACUUAAACAAGUUUCUUCAGGACGGCAAGCAAAAGCCAUGUACUCUUGUAAGGCUGAGCACAGUCAUGAGCUGUCGUUCCCACAGGGGGCAAUAUUUUCAAAUGUGUACCCGUCAGUGGAACCAGGCUGGUUAAAAGCAACUUAUGAAGGCAAAACGGGACUCAUUCCUGAGAAUUAUGUUGUCUUCCUCUAGUAAUCUUUAGUGGACAGCAAUAUCUUCAUGGUAUCCAUGGUAACAAAUAAUAAGCACUGUGAUUUUUAUCUGACACAGAUAUGGGAUCAGCCAGUUAGCUGAGUGGUAGAUCUCCUUCAGAUACUGCAGCUGCAGGUUACACAGCUCCCUGCCAACGGAACAGAAUGUAAUGAAACAGUUAACAGUUUCUGUACUGAAGAAGGUACUCUGUUUAAAUAACUUUCAUUGUUUGCAAAAGGUUGUCCUGUUCUUCUUAUAAGGGUAAGGAACACUAAAGCAAUAAAAUCAAAAAACUUGCCGUUUAGCUGCAGACUUUCAGGUCCUAGGAUGUUGCUCACAGAAGUGUGACAUUUAGAGGCAGUGCACUCUAUGGCAUUUCUUCAAGCUAUGUUUAUUAAUAUGGAAAAUUGGGAUUUUUCCAUAAUGUAAGUAAUGCUUCUCUUGUGAUCUGAAUUCUCCAUUAGAAAACCUCAUUCUAAAAUUAGUCCUUAUCAUUUCAGAUAAGAACUUAGUUUUUCAUAAGUUUGAACUUCUCUUCUGUUGAGUUUACAAAAUGAUACAGGAUUUACACAACUGAUAAUAAAAUCAGUUUAUACACUGUCCGAGCUGUAAGUGCUCAUACAAAAUGUGAUAUGUUUAAUCAAUAUUUAAUUCAAAUACUCUUUAGAUUUAUCUCCUUAUUUCUCUAUCAGUAUAGAUGAUAUAAACAGCUUUUAUUUCUAUGAUACCCUUCAUCUGGAAGAUAAUCUCGGUGUAUCUCUGAACAAUAUCUCUAGAAAACAAAGAGAUGCUGUAUCUGGGAUGAUUGGUAAUCACGGGAAGUGAGCAGUGAAAAACAGUAGUGUGCUUCCAAACCUGAAAUAGAUUGUAACUGAGUCCUUUCCCAACUUUCCCCUUUGCAAGUAAGACAAAUGGCCUGUGAAGUAGCUAAUUUUGUAAGCUAUGAAUGCUGAAAACUCCAUGUAGCAAUAGUAGCGGUUAGUAUUAUUUCUCCUGACUUCUGCUAAAGGAUUUGACAAAGAUCUCUCCCCUUCCACAGAGUAAAACAGCCUUGCUUUUGUAAAGUUUUGUAAAGACCCCUUGAUUGGUCCUGCUAAGACUAAAAAAAAAAUAAAUCCAAACUCAAAAAAAGCCUCAAACCCAUAAGUAGCUUUCUCACUCAGAGAAUCUUUCUUAAACAUCUUGAGGGAAAACAUGCACUGCUUGCUUGGCUGCUUUUCAGUCAUGACAGAUUGAAUACCAAGAUACUUAAGCUUUAUGUUAGUAAUUCUUCAACAUUAGUGCUACAGAAAGAAUUCAUGGGUUUGUAGAUGUAUCAAAGCUUAGUUCUUUCCUCAGUAACAGAAGGUAAUAUAUAAAUCUCCUGUUGAUUUCUAAGUUGUACACUAGUUACAGAAAGUUUAAGGAAGAAUUUCUACUUGGACUGAAAAUAUCAGUAAUGUUUUAAUUGCUUCUUUUUCCUUUCCAUUGCCUUUUUCUUGUUUAAAUUAGAAAUUAAGCUCUAUUGCCAACAUAGAGGCACAUCAGAACCUUCUUUACUUGUAUGUAGUACAUGAUUUCUGCAGAGCAAUUCUCUGUUGGAAUUCAUGGUGAUGGCAAAAGCCUGUAGGAUCCUUCUCCUCGCUAGUUAAAGGAUCAAGUGGUGAUUAGGGAGAGAUUUAGGUUGGAAGAGGAUUCUCCUAAAACUGGUCUAGCUUUUCUGAGGAGACUCUGGGCAAGACUCUGGGCCGUUGAGGACAGACUUCAGUUGAAUUACUGACUGAGUGAUCUGGGAUUUGUCUUCACUCUGAACAGUCUCAUUAAGUCAUUUCACCUUAAGACCAUUGUGAUGAGGAGUUCAUCCAGUCAUUAUCACACUGAAAGAAGACGUGUGUGUGCUCAUGUAACUUGCCCAGACCAAAUGUAAACCUAAAUGAAGACAAGAUCUUUUCUCACCAGAUUGAGCCUUUCUUAGUGUUAAGGUAAGCCAAGUUUCCUUAGUGUGAGCUCUGCCUCAAACUGCCAUUGCCCUGAGAAGAUCAACAUGGUUUUGUUUGUGCUUUUGUUGUAUUUCACAAUGCAAAACUCACAGUCUGCCAAAAUCUUACCUCUGGUGACCUUCCUGGGAGAAGUGCUUCUGCAGGCAAAAAACAACAGAAAGGGAGGCAGAGAAAUGCAGUGGUCUGGGGAAAAAUCCCAACUUCUCUCUCUUGCUGAGGGGUCAGUGGCAAACUGUGCUAAACAUUCUUUGAUGACUUGUUAUACUUCUUAGGAGCAGUUUAAUUGUUGUGAAAAUCUUGAGGAACGGUGAAAUGGCGAGUGCUUGCUCUUGUUUUGCUUUAGCCUGGUUUAAAAAGAAGAGGGGAAAAGCUAACCUUAGGUAUCUCAAAGCCUGUGUACAUGCUUGUCUGUUCUCCAGUAUUAUGUGUUGAAACCCGAGUGCAAGCUCGAGGACUCAGAAGUGACCAGCUCAUUAAGAAUUUCAGAAAAACACGAAGUUCAGUUACAGAUUAAGUAAGUAGAGCAUGUAAGUGCCGAGGGAAAGACUGUAGAAAGACCUGGAGGAGUCCCUGUGGAGAGGUGUGCUGUCUGUUGCCAUGCAUCCAUCUCAAGCUAGGCAAAAUUGUGGCAGAAGGCAACUACAUAAGAAAGUGCAUCCCCCUCAUUCUGCUGCUCACAAAACAAAUCCUGUGAUUUCACCUGUCUGCAGACUCAGCACUCCUCAGGCCUUUCUUCUCAACAAGUCAUGAUGAUCACAUAAAUAAUUUUAAAGUAGCUCAGCUUGAAAAUGCCUUUUUCACCUGGAACAGGUUAUGCCCAUUCUUAAUUACAGUUACCUACUCACUCCUAAUGAGUAGGGGUUUUCAUGUUUUUGAAAUGCAAUUUUUUUUUCCUCUCUUCUGUGGUACAUGACAAACACUUUCUGUAUAAUCUCACUGCUGGGCUGUGUAUGUCCCAGCUCUUCCCUGGCUUUCCAAGAGGGAGUUUAUCUCUACAGAAAGCUGUACAAAUAACUGGAGAGUUAAGUAGCUAGUUUCAAAGACUGAAAUAGAGGAGAGAGCAGGCAUCACCAAAACGUGUUUAGUGAUGAACCCUCAGGCCUGACAAAAAAUCCCUUGUGAUUAUUGCAAAGGAUCAGAAACCUACAUAACAUUUAAAUGAAGAUGUAAUAUCUUGAUAGUACCUUACCAGAAAACUUAGGCAAGCUGAACUAAAUUAGUUCAUAGUAUUGAUUUACUGUUUAUGAGAGUCAGAUUCACUCUACGAGCAAAGGUUGUGCAAUGUUUUAGCUGUUAUUAUCCUUCCUAAAAUGAUGCAACAUGGUUCUUUCCAAGUACCACUGUAGGUCUCAAGGUAGAUGACACGUUGUGGUUGCUGUUAGUCUUGUGGAAAUAGUGCCUGUACCCACAACUUAUGUAAUUAGACAUGUUUUUUCUUAAAUCUUUCGAUACGUGUUGCAGCACAACAUGAAUCAAAUUAAUAGCGUGAAGGACUGAUAUAUUGUAUGAUACAUAUGUAAAGUAUAUUAAUAUUUUGUAUUCACACUUUUUAUUAAUGAUGAUAAAGAUGAAAAGAUAUUUUUUGUGUAAUUCCUAUGAGUUCAGUAUUAAAAUGUCCUUGCCAUAUUUUGGCAUUUAGAGUUAUAUAUAAGAAAACUCUUAAAUUAAACCAUAGCUAUCACUUACGUCCCUCACUAAUCUGUAACGUUGUUUGAUUAUUUCUGGGGGAAAAAAAAAGGAUGCAUGGAUCUGCUGACCAGCUCUAUUCUGUGAUAGUAACUUAUUUUCCUUUUAUAUAUUUUCUGGUGCUAAUCUCUCUUCUUUGCCUUCAGUUGGAUUGAAUUGUAGUGUGCCUUUAGGAAAGACAUGUUACAAGAUGAAAAGUUGUGAAAUUCAGCAGUUCAGAGCAAUAAUUACAAAAAAACAAAGGCAUUGUAUGGCAGUAACUGGAUAUUUUUUUUGUAGCUACAUUUCUCCACUGGUCUGUUUUCUACUUAAUAAAAUUGCAUCAGAAUAAGUAAUAAAACUAAAAAGCAUAUUAUUCUUCAAAUUCCCUUUUCCUAAGACAGUAGUUUGUACAAUUUUGGAUUGAGCAGCAAGAAGAGAAAUCCCAGCUGGGGACCACAUCCCCAGACUGGAGUGAUGGCAAGUCUCAGAGCUCCAGUGAAGUCAAAGACAGACCUUUGGCAAUUCAUAGUGAGGUUUUCCUAGCCAGAAACCCCCAAGAAGUAAACGGAGUAUUCUGUUAAUGCGGUAAUACAUGCUAUGGCUUGGCAGUAUCCUUUCUCUCAGCAGAGGUCAAUUGCCAGAGCCCAAGCUAUUGGCAACGUUCAGUCUCGUUCUUUGUGGUCACACAGCCCUUCCAGUUACUGCUUCUGCUAAAGUCAGGCUGUUGAUCAGGCUGUUUCAGUACAAGUUGGGAGGUCUCUUUUUUUUUUUGGAUAGGAUUUUGCAUGGACUUGGGGAGUUUGCUUUGUUUUGUUUUAAUAUGAUGCUUGAUAUCCAAACAGCUGCUAAUUCAAUGUCAUAAUUCAGUCGAUGAAGCAUUGUUUUUCUUGUCCUGUAUGUGGCAGUGUUUAAUAAGCCAUUGGAUUAUCCUCAUUAAGUAUAGAGAAUAGUGCUUCAACCCUUGGAUGUUUCAGCCAAAAGCUAUUCUGCAUCUGAGCUUUUUACUAGUGUUUUCUUGGGAACUGUCAUUCAAGUUCUGACACUAAGGACAGCACUGCGGUCUCAGCACUACAAAAGUUUCUGUUAUAGCAGAGGGCAAAGCAGCUGAACAGGACACAUGGAUAGUUUCAGUUUUCAAUCAUAUUUAUGAUCAUUUUCGAGGUAUUAGAGUUUAUAGAGGUUACUUUAGAUACUAUAUGGUAUUUUAAUAGGAAAGUAUAUGCAAUCAAUAACUAUAUAUAUAUUUAAUAAAUUCCUACUAAAUUAUCCUAUUGAACUCUUUGUUUAUUUUGUAGUUUGGUUUCAAUAAUUAUCUGCACUCUGUAUAUAUCUACAUGUAAAUAACUGGCAUGACAUGCAUAAGCUGACUUUGCAGACCUAAUUCUGUGUUGUACUUUACACUGUAUUGCAAAAAUCUGAAAAAACUGUCAGAAUAAAAAGCCUUUCUUCACAAA
Messenger RNA from Colius striatus (speckled mousebird), 8097 nucleotides. RefSeq names its product Rho GTPase activating protein 42 (gene ARHGAP42). Gene Ontology annotation, molecular function: protein binding; GTPase activator activity. Gene Ontology annotation, biological process: signal transduction. Bases 372 to 2996 code for a protein of 874 amino acids. The record is from RefSeq and is a predicted model, not a curated record. NCBI's taxonomy places the organism in Eukaryota, Metazoa, Chordata, Aves, Coliiformes, Coliidae. Gene Ontology annotation, cellular component: cytoplasm. The transcript has 24 exons.